AUGAAGAGUUUUAUUUUGACUACAGCUAUUUUGGGCUUUGCAAGUUGCGGCCGUCUCGACAGUCAAUAUCUUCCAGCGAUUAAUCGUGGACUUUCUACGCCAGUCAGUGGACAGUUUUCUUCAGCUGCAAGCCACAACCAAGUUCCAAUUGUGAAAUAUAUCAACGAUAAUAAUGGAGAAGGAACCUAUAGAUACAACUAUGAAACUGCUAAUAGUAUCUCUGCCGAAGAGCACGGAGAUGCCCGAGGAGCUCAAGGUUCUUACUCCUAUAUUUCUCCGGAAGGUGAACACGUAUCAGUUUCCUAUACGGCCGAUGAAAAUGGUUACGUUGCUCAUGGAAGUCAUUUGCCAACGCCGCCACCAAUUCCGGAAGCCAUUUUGAAGUCGAUUCAAGAAAAUGCUGCCGCUGAAGCUAGAGGUAUCUUCAACGAGGGGAGCUAUCACGGAGAAGGACAGUACAAUGGAAAUGGUAAUGGUUAUUCUAAUAAUGGUGGAUAUAGAUAUUGA
Molecule: messenger RNA, 507 nt
Organism: Ceutorhynchus assimilis (cabbage seed weevil)
Lineage: Eukaryota; Metazoa; Arthropoda; Insecta; Coleoptera; Curculionidae
Source: the annotation of a GenBank genome assembly